UUCCUGCCCCAAGGGUGCACCGGUGCGGUACAGGCAGGGCGGCAAGAUCAACCACCAGCAAAUCACAAGAACAAGAGAAGAAUCAAUCCGACAGCACCCCUCUCCCUCGCAUCUACUUGCUCGCCCAGCAGCCGCCCCAACCCUCGCGUCCGCAUCGAUUCGAGGCAGCUCGCUCUUAUAUAUCCCAUUCCGCUCGGUUGGAUUCAGCUUCCCCUCGCCCUCCCUCGUCGAUAAAACCGAUGCACCGUGCCGCCUCGCGAACCCUAGCGGCGGCGGGACGAGGGGAAGAAGGUUACAGGCACGGCGCGUGAAGGGUCCUGUCCUGCCCAGUCCCGUCUGGUCCGCCGCGAUGCCGUGGCCCGAGAUGUGGCUGCCUCCCGCGGCCGGGGAGGGGGCGGUGGCGGCGGGGCUGUUUCUCGAUGGCGUCGAUGGGACGGCGCACGGCGCGCUCCUCGCGGCCAUGCCCGGGUGCUCCCUGUCGUUCGGGCACCAGCAUCGGCGCCGACGUGGGGCGCCGCUGGGGUUUCUGUCGCUGACAAUGUCGGUGAAGGGGGGUAGGGGGUUCGCGCCGGCCCCGGUUGGGUUGCUCCCCGACGCGGAGGAGAAGGCCAGGGCGGAGGAGUCGGACGCGCUGGUCGCGGGGAAGAGGGCUGUGGAAGUGGCCGCGGAGGCGGAGGGAGUGAUUCUGCUGCAGGAGAAGGAGAAGAAGGACGGUCGUGCUGGAGCUGGAGCGAUGAACGUGAGCAAGCAUCUCUGGGCUGGAGCAGUUGCUGCCAUGAUCUCGAGAACAGUUGUUGCUCCUCUUGAGAGGUUAAAGUUGGAGUAUAUAGUUCGUGGUGAGCAGAGGAAUCUAUUUGAGCUUAUGCAUGCUAUUGCAACAACACAAGGGUUGAAAGGCUUUUGGAAAGGGAACUUUGUCAACAUCCUCCGCACUGCUCCAUUCAAGGCAGUCAACUUCUACGCAUAUGACAGUUACAGAAAGCAACUGCUCAAAUGGUCUGGUAACGAAGAAUCUGCAAACUUUGAGAGAUUUAUUGCUGGUGCUUUUGCUGGUGUUACAGCAACGAUUAUGUGCAUACCUAUGGAUACAAUCAGGACAAAGAUGGUAGCUCCUGGUGGUGAAGCUUUAGGCGGGGUCAUUGGUGUUGCCCGCCACAUGAUCCAAACUGAAGGAUUCUUCUCGCUGUAUAAGGGAUUGGUGCCUUCUCUUAUCAGCAUGGCACCCUCUGGCGCUGUAUUCUAUGGAGUGUAUGACAUACUGAAGAUGGCUUAUCUGCAUUCUCCUGAAGGAAAGAAAAGGGUAUCGAUGAUGAAGCAACAAAAACAAGAGACAAAUGCAUUGGAUCAACUUGAACUGGGUACUGUGAGGACUUUACUCUAUGGGGCCAUUGCUGGUUGCUGUGCUGAAGCUGCUACAUACCCAUUUGAAGUGGUCCGUAGGCAGCUACAGAUGCAAGUAAAAGCAACCAGAAUGAAUGCGCUUGCAACAUGCCUUAAGAUUGUUGACCAAGGUGGGGUACCAGCACUGUAUGCUGGUCUAAUCCCCAGCUUGUUACAGGUUCUACCAUCAGCAUCGAUCAGCUAUUUUGUUUAUGAGUUAAUGAAGAUAGUUCUGAAAGUGGAGUGAAUACAAAUUCAUUGGUGAGCCUACAAGCAAGUUCAAAUGGCUACCACGUAUCUUGAUGAAAUUGCCGGGCAUCCCCAGUAACUUAUGCUGUGAGGGUAGUUUCAGGUUGGUAAAAUGGUUGUUCAGCUGAAGCUUUGCACACUAGUUGACUAAAUUGCACACGCGGUCCUAUUCGAGACCCGAUUCAGUGGCUUAAUAGAAGAUUGUUCUCUUCGACUCCGUCCUAGGGAAAACAUCUCGGCCCUGCCCAAUUUCCGUUGACAAAUUUUACAUACUUUAUCGUUGAUGUAUGUGACACAUUGACAGCAAGCCAGAGUGACAUUUGAGUGAUUUC
This is a messenger RNA of Zea mays, 1961 nucleotides long. Its product is annotated as putative mitochondrial adenine nucleotide transporter BTL2. The coding region runs from base 350 to 1627 and encodes 425 amino acids. The record is from RefSeq and is marked validated. Gene Ontology annotation, biological process: transmembrane transport. The transcript is spliced from 4 exons. Lineage: Eukaryota; Viridiplantae; Streptophyta; Magnoliopsida; Poales; Poaceae.